Molecule: messenger RNA, 656 nt
Organism: Drosophila ananassae
Lineage: Eukaryota; Metazoa; Arthropoda; Insecta; Diptera; Drosophilidae
Exons: 1
Coding region: 129-650 (173 amino acids)
Source: RefSeq, a predicted model, not a curated record
CUAACAGCACUUUAAAAAUGUACUUGUCAACUCUGUGACCUUCCAGUGCAACUCUAAUUACUCCACCUGUCAAACGAAGCAUUUCUUCGAAGAAUCGCAACCAAAAGCUGAAGAGGGCAACGAGGAAGAUGAGUCGCCGGCGACAAUGGAAUCCCAUGUUCCAGGUGGCCAAAUGUGAGAUGUGCCCCAACCAGGUGGACGACAUUGUUACCGGUUUGUGUGUCCGCUGCUUCUCCAUUUGGGCCACCGAGAAGCCGCGGCUAAUUAACACGUGCUUCAAUUACAAGCAUGUAAGGGCCGCAAUUGUGAGUGCCUGCCAGGAGCAUUCGAGACACCGAAACAUGCACUCCACCUUCCUUCACGCCAUCGAGAGGGAAAAAUACCGUCGACGGCUGAAGGUAGAACUCUUUCAGAGGGUUCGCGCCCAGUUCCAGAACAAUGUCCUCCUGGAGGCGUUCACCGACCAGGAACCGCGACCUUUUCAUAUCGAGGAUGACUACUACAAUGUGCCAGAAAUAUACGAUCGAGAUUUUAUACUUUUUCAACACCAAGUCGAUAUGCUAGAGGAUAUGAUUGGUUAUAACAAGGCCCUAGAGGAUCUAAAUAACAAUUAUUUUUACUAUCGUAAAAGCUAUACUGUGAUCAAAUAAAAUUAU